CUUUUCAUUGUCAGUUCUUGUUUUUCAUUCAAAUUUAUUAGAAAUUUGAGAGUUUCGAAGAGAAAGCUUUGUUGAAGAAAUGGAAAUUUCAAACAAAAUACAAAAUGCUUAUAUAGUUAAUGUAAAAAGGAGCUAAUUCAUGAAUUGAAGAAUUAGAAAGUCGCGACCAUAACCAAAACAGUGAUGUCCCUAAAAUCUUGAAUGAUUUGUUUGGGUUCUGUGAUGAUGAUAAUUUAUUGAACAGAGAAAGGAAGAAAUGACAAAUCAUCUGAUGGGGGUUUUCGUUCAAACACAAACAAUGUUGAUUCGAUUCAAUGUGAAGAAUUGAUUAUUACAUUAUGUUUGGUAGUCAUUCCCUCCUUAGUAAUACUUUUGUUUGGUUCACCGUUUCUUCAUUCGGCCGAAUUACUUAAAGUAUUUCUAUUCCCUCGAAUGCGUAAUAAGGAUUCAAUGCUAAAAGCUUUGAAUGACCAUUCCUACCAUUGCCGAAUAGAAAUGAAGAAAAUUUUUUCCAAAAUCUCCUUCAAACUUUCUCUACAAUUUUAUCACAGCAAUACCCUUUCAGUAUUUCAGAUUAGGAGAUAUGGUGCAACAGACAAAAAAUUAUUAAGAAAUAUACAUUAUAGUGCUUUGGAGCAGACACAAAUUGAUGUCCAGACACUAGAGGGUCAAAUGGAACCAGAAGUUCUGCUAGCAGGCAAUAUAGACGGCUCAUUCAGUCUCUUAAAGGUUGGAAGUGAACUCCAUUUUGACUAUGGGAUCACACGCAUUCUAGAUCGUGUUUGGCCUUCCGCCAAAGGGGAUGUGGAGAGUGAUGAAAUGCCUCCGUAUGUCUCAAGGCCUGCAGCUGCUCCACUUCAUAUGUCGUUAAGAAUAUCUUGUAUAAGAUUGUGUGAAAAGCAAUCUUUUUCUACAAACAAUGCUCACUGUAUCCUUUAGUGAUCACUUAUCUUGACAGGUUCUUAAAUAUAAUGAAGACAUUAAUUCCUGAAA
Molecule: messenger RNA, 993 nt
Organism: Gossypium arboreum
Lineage: Eukaryota; Viridiplantae; Streptophyta; Magnoliopsida; Malvales; Malvaceae
Exons: 3
Coding region: 433-939 (168 amino acids)
Source: RefSeq, a predicted model, not a curated record